AUGGAAGGUGUGUUCUUUAACGUUGAUAACGGUUUCAUCGAAGGUGUUGUGAGAGGCUACCGUAAUGGGCUUUUAACUGGUAGUCAGUACAUCAAUCUUACCCAGUGUGAUACAUUGGAAGAUUUAAAAUUACAGUUGGCAAGCACUGACUACGGGAAUUUUUUAUCUAAUGUAUCAAGCGAUGCACUCACUACUACUGUAAUCCAGGAACGUGCUGCAGACAAAUUGUACCAGGAGUUCCAAUACGUAAGAGAUCAAUCCAGUGGUGUUACCAAAAAGUUUAUGGACUUCAUCACUUAUGGCUACAUGAUUGACAAUGUUGCGUUGAUGAUCACCGGUACCAUUCAUGAUAGAGAUAAGGCCGAAAUUUUGGGGCGUUGUCACCCAUUGGGUUGGUUCGAGACUCUACCCACGUUGACCGUGGCUACAGAUCUCGAGUCCUUAUAUGAUACUGUUCUCGUUGAUACUCCAUUGGCCACGUAUUUCCGUGAUUGUUUCGAUGAUGCCGAUGAAUUGGAUGACUUAAACAUCGAGAUUAUCAGGAACAAGUUGUACUGUGCUUAUUUGCAAGACUUUUAUGACUUUGUCUCCACUGAAAUUGAUGAGCCGGCAAGAGAGAACUUAAAAGAGCUUUUGGAAUUCGAAGCCGAUAGAAGAGCUAUCAACAUAUCUUUGAAUUCUUUGCAGAGCUCGGACAUCAUAAAUUCUGAUCUAAAACGUGAUUUAUUGCCUAAGUUAGGUAAACUGUACCCUGUUGCCUCUGAACAACUUGCCACACAUGGCCAAGAUUUUGAAUCUGUUAGACAAAUUGUAGAUACAGUCCAUACAUACCGUGGGAUUUUCGAAAACGGCAAUCUUGAAGACCAUUUCUAUAAAUUGGAAAUGGAAUUGUGUAGAGAUGCCUUCACUCAACAAUUUACCGUAUCUACUAUUUGGGCUUGGAUGAAGUCAAGAGAGCAAGAAGUGAGAAACAUAACAUGGAUAGCCGAGUGUAUUGCACAAAAUCAAAAAUCAAAAAUAAACAACUACAUUUCGGUAUACUAG
This is a messenger RNA of Kluyveromyces marxianus DMKU3-1042, 1044 nucleotides long. RefSeq names its product H(+)-transporting V0 sector ATPase subunit d (gene VMA6). NCBI's taxonomy places the organism in Eukaryota, Fungi, Ascomycota, Saccharomycetes, Saccharomycetales, Saccharomycetaceae. Bases 1 to 1044 code for a protein of 347 amino acids. Gene Ontology annotation, molecular function: proton-transporting ATPase activity, rotational mechanism. The transcript has a single exon. Gene Ontology annotation, biological process: proton transmembrane transport; vacuolar acidification; vacuolar transport. The record is from RefSeq and is a predicted model, not a curated record. Gene Ontology annotation, cellular component: proton-transporting V-type ATPase, V0 domain; vacuolar proton-transporting V-type ATPase complex; fungal-type vacuole membrane.